This is a messenger RNA of Moneuplotes crassus, 957 nucleotides long. The record is from the annotation of a GenBank genome assembly. Lineage: Eukaryota; Ciliophora; Spirotrichea; Euplotida; Euplotidae.
UUUAGAUAUCUUUUAAAUCAUUAUACAAUAUUACUAAUGAUCAGAAAACCAAGCCCUGAAUGGAUCGAAUACUGCACCACACUUUCAGACAUCACAAAGAAGUCUAAUAGAGAGAUCCUCUGUACUGAAUGCUGGAUGUAUCUGAAUUAUGAGCAAAAAACAAAGCAUAAGAACAAAUUUCCUCAUCAUAAGCAGAAAGUGCUAACUCCAACACAAUUUGCAAAUGGAGAUUUGUUCUAUCGUAUUGCUCUUACGAAUAAUAAAGUUAUUGAAAAAGAAGGAGGUAUCAAGCUUAUUAUCCUACCAAGUCUGUACGAUUCUAAUAUAAAAGACGGACACACCAAUUUGAUCGAGGAGGUUUGCAGAGAAGCACACAGUCCUCCUUCUGAUACACAAAAAGGUCACGUGACAGAAAACCCUUCACAAGUAAAUGAGAAAUUUUGCUCAUGCAAUCAAUUCUAUACUCGCAUCGAUGAAAUUGAUUCUUGCUGUUCUAUUCACAGAUGCAGAGCCCAAAAUCUGAGCGCAAGCCUAGACAUAAUGAUUAGUGAUAUCGACACCAGUUUACGCCAGUUCGAGAUCGAAAUAGCCAGCCAGUUUUCUUUGACUUCAAACAGUUAUGCGCCACUGUGUCUUUCAAUGUCUUGUACAUCUCAAGAGCAAUUUAUUGGAGACGUAGGAAUGGAACUCAAAGAGAACAGCGAGAAUUCAAAUCUCCAUCAUGUUCGUUCAACUGAGUAUGAUGGGAUUCACAGUGGCUCAAUGAUACAGAAUUGCUCUCCAACUAUAGGAAGCAAGAAAGCUGUGGUAGUACUACAAGACUCUGAUUCAUAUCCAUCCAGCAACAUGCAAGGACCUCUGAACACUUUACCUUCCUCUAGGCAUCAGACUUCCUCUGAGAAAUGCCAGAAGCUACCAAGACUGAACGAAGUUUGCUCUCUUCUGGGAGCCUUUUAA